GCUGUUUCCUAAAUUCUUUUUCUCUCGCUCUUCGCCUCUAUCGCUCAUCGGCUCAUUGGCAAUCCGACUCGCGAAGGUGAAGGUUGUCGAUCGCCAAGCGCCCAAGUCGACUUCACGUUUCAACUGUGCUUUCAGUGCUUUUCAAAGAACUUUUGACCAUCGACAUGGAUCUCGUGUGCAACGAAAAUUCAACCGCCACUUGCAGGGCUCAAAGGGACAGAGCGAUUUUCGAGGACGUUCGCGUUAUAAACAAUCUUUUGAACGAGGAAAUGUUCGCUGUUCCAAAGUGCGACUACUUCCAAACGGUCCAAGAUGACAUUCAGCCCUUCAUGAGAAAGGUCGUCACUACCUGGAUGCUUGAGGUAUGUGAAGAGCAAAUGUGCGAGGACCAAGUGCUGCCGUUGGCCAUCAAUAUCAUGGACAGGUUUCUAUGCGUGUGUUGCAUCAAGAGACAGCAGCUUCAGCUACUGGGCGCCACCUGUUUGCUGAUAGCUUCAAAGCUGAGAUCCACGAAUAUGCUGCCUAUUGACCUGCUUUGCGCGUACACGGACUACAGCGUCACGUCGAUACACGUCAUGAGUUGGGAGCUGUUGGUCCUCUCCAAACUCCAGUGGAAUGUUUCGGCAGUCACAGGUUUCGACUACAUAGAUCAAGUUAUAGAAAGGUGUGGAUGGGGCAGCGAAAGCAGUUUACUCAGAAGGCACGCUCACACGCUAGUUUCAAUCUGCUAUACCGGUAAGUCAUUUGAUAGUUCUGCAUGUAAAAAUAUGUCAUACAGAAGCUAA
Molecule: messenger RNA, 785 nt
Organism: Acanthoscelides obtectus
Lineage: Eukaryota; Metazoa; Arthropoda; Insecta; Coleoptera; Chrysomelidae
Source: the annotation of a GenBank genome assembly